AUGGAGGAGGAGCACGUCAGCUAUGGCACGCCGACCAACGGCGCAUCGCCGGGGAGCAAUCCUAUCCUGGCGCAGCCACCUCUCGGAGAUCCUAGUGUUGCUGAUGCUUCUGAAGAUGUCCAAAUGAGCGAAGGUCCAUCAAACGAACCUGCAAUCAAGCAGGACAGCACCACUCCUGCUCCGGUCGCUGCGUCCGAUAAUCCCUUGGAUGCUCCUGAUGGCCCGCCGGCUGAGACAGCCGCAACUGGAGAAGAUGCAGAGAUGGGCGAUGCCCAGAAUGACACCAAAGAUGCUGAGGUCAAGGAUGGCGAGACUGCCGCUGAGGCUGAUCCGGCGAAGACAAAAGAGGCAAUUGAGAAUGCUGCACGCGAGCAUCUUAUUUCACAGACUCAUUCUAUCGUCCUUCCAAGCUAUAGCACCUGGUUCGACAUGAGCACUAUCCACAGUAUCGAGCGCAAGGCUCUUCCCGAGUUCUUCAACAGCCGAAACCGAAGCAAGACACCGGCAGUCUACAAGGAUUACCGUGACUUCAUGAUCAAUACGUAUCGACUUAAUCCUGUAGAAUAUCUGACCGUUACGGCCUGCAGACGUAACUUGGCGGGUGAUGUGUGUGCCAUCAUGAGGGUGCACUCAUUCCUCGAGCAGUGGGGCUUGAUCAACUAUCAGGUCGACGCCGAGCAGCGACCAUCACAUGUUGGUCCACCUUUCACAGGUCACUUUAAGAUUAUCUGCGAUACACCCAGAGGCUUGCAACCGUGGCAGCCGGCCGCAGAUCCGAUUAUCACAGAGGGCAAAGCGCACGCAGAUACAGAGGCAAAGGCAAAGGCUACUCCGGCCGCGAAGAGCGAGCUGAACCUCGAAGUUGGGCGUAAUAUCUAUGAGGCUAAUGCGAAGGGCACGAAGCUCAACAAGACGGAGACAAAGACUAAUGGUGAGACUCCAACCACUAAUGGAGUUGCCGGCGCCUCUACCCCAGAUGAGCUUCCCAAGGCGCCAAUUGCUAAAGUCAACUGCAACUUUUGUGGAUGCGACUGCACUCGGGUGUACUACCACAGGCCGCAGGGAGAUGCAAGUGCCAAGACGCCGACUGACUUGUGCCCGACAUGCAUGGUUGGUGCGCGUUUCCCUCAGAACCAGACCGACAGCCAGUUUGUUCGAAUGGAGAACCCGACAUAUUCCAGCGUGCUUGACCGGGAUGCUCCAUGGACAGAUGCUGAGCUACUGCGUUUGCUCGAAGGGUUGGAGAAAUUUGAUGAGGACUGGGGCGAGAUUGCCGAUCACGUUGGCACGCGUACUCGCGAGGAGUGUGUCCUCCAAUUCUUGCAACUCGAUAUCGAGGACAAAUAUCUCGAGUCUGAGGGACCUUUCAAUGCACCUGUCGGUAUCGACAUGCUUGGCCCUCAGGGUGGGCAGCUGCCCUUCAGCCAGGGUGACAACCCUGUUAUGUCUGUGGUGAGCUUCCUGGCUAGUCUUGCCGAUCCAGCCAGCGCUGCCACAGCUGCCGGAAAGUCUGCAGAGGAGCUUAAGCAGAACCUGCGGAAGAAGAUUGAGGGACCGGUGCCGGAGGAAGCGAAGACGAAUGGUAAGGGCAAAGAGAAGGACAGCGGAGAGUCGAUGGAGCUUGAUAUCAGGCAAGAAACUACUACCACCACAACUACGACAACCACAACCAAGACGUCUACGACUGCGCUGGCCAACAUUCCUCUGGCCGCCAUGGGUGCGCGUGCUGGAGCUCUGGCUUCGCAUGAGGAGCGCGAAAUGACACGACUUGUAUCGGCAGCAGUCAACCUCACUUUGCAGAAGAUGGAGCUGAAGCUGAAGUACUUCAACGAGAUGGAGGCUAUCCUACAAGCCGAGCGACGGGAGUUGGAAAGAGGACGACAGCAGCUGUUCCUUGAUCGCCUGGCUUUCAAGCGACGCGUAAGAGAAGUCCAGGAGGGCCUGAAAGCAGCUGCCCUUACUGGCGGCGACCAGGGGGUGAAGAUGGCCCAAGACAUAGUGAUGGAUGGCGACCGCCUUAGUUUUCAAGUCGCCCCAGCUUUAGGGACUGUUCAGCCUCUAAGCAGCGAGGGCCAGAUCAAGAGCUACGAGGCAUAG
This is a messenger RNA of Phaeoacremonium minimum UCRPA7, 2097 nucleotides long. RefSeq names its product putative swi snf complex protein. The coding region runs from base 1 to 2097 and encodes 698 amino acids. Gene Ontology annotation, molecular function: histone binding; DNA binding. Gene Ontology annotation, cellular component: SWI/SNF complex. Lineage: Eukaryota; Fungi; Ascomycota; Sordariomycetes; Togniniales; Togniniaceae. The record is from RefSeq and is a predicted model, not a curated record. Gene Ontology annotation, biological process: positive regulation of DNA-templated transcription. The transcript has 3 exons.